Pteropus alecto (black flying fox) is the source of this 1066-nucleotide messenger RNA. It is a transcript of the gene CUNH8orf33, whose product is annotated as chromosome unknown C8orf33 homolog. The annotation marks the transcript as partial. Lineage: Eukaryota; Metazoa; Chordata; Mammalia; Chiroptera; Pteropodidae. The record is from RefSeq and is a predicted model, not a curated record. The transcript has 4 exons.
CGCUUCCCGGCGCCUCGGCCCGUCCACGGUAAGGCUUCGUCCCUCCGUCUCUGUUUAGGGCACCGCCCGUGCAGCGAAGCCGCCUCCAGGACGCAUCACGCAGGCGGGGAAGGCGACGCAGCCUCUAAGAAGCAAAAGAAGAAAACCCGGAGGAGGGUUUCUGCGUCGAACGGAAGCGGGAAGGCCCCAGAAAAGCCGGUCCCAGAGGAAGCCCCUCCAAGCGCCGAGGCCCAGGCGGAGAAGCUGGCUCGGGAACUGGCCUGGUGCGUGGAGCAGCUGGAACUGGGCCUCAAGACGCAGACACCCAGCCCAAAACAGAAAGAGCAGGCUAUUGGGGCAAUCCGAAUCCUUCGCAGCGAAAGAACUCCCCUGCCCCGGAAGAGGCAGCUGAUGCGCUCCUUGUUUGGGGACUACAGGGCUCAGAUGGAAGCCGAGUGGUGCCAGGCCCUGCGGGCUCUCAGGACCGCGGCCCACUCAGCCCACAUGCAGCCUGUAGGUGAGGCUGCCAGGAGGAAGAGCCGGAGGGUCUGCAGGCCUCGCCCAGCAAGGGGAGCCAAGGCCACACUGGACACUCCCAAUGAAGAGUUUAGGUUCAAUUUCUUUUAGCCUCCACUACAUCCUGGAGCAGUUCUUCUCUGCAGGUGGUAUGAAAAUUUGUCCUGAUGCAGAGCCUUUCCAGGAAUGCUUUGUCGGACAGAUGUUGGGUUGUCUGUCCCUGGCUGGUCAUUGAAUCUGGUGCCGUGACUGCCGGGCAGGUGUGAGACCAGCACACUGAGUACUGUCAGACCAGCACCAGACCCAUUUGUAGGGUUCAGACAAUCGUCCCUCCUGUCAGGAGAGUGAGGUCAAUUAGAAAGGCUUCUAUAGCAAGCCGAAAUGAGUGCCGGCAUGUCGUGGGGAGAACGUCUUACUCUGUGUUCAGGGUUAGACUAAGUGGCUAAGGGUGCGUGGGGAAGCUGCAUAGUUACGUUGGUGCUCACUUAUGGAAAGGCGUCCUGUCAGAUGGGGUAGUGCUUUAUGCCGUUAUGUCACAGUGUCCUAAUAAAACUAUUUUUAUAAAAACAGA